UUUAAGUACUUGCUCUGCAGCACAAACACUGCAAAAUUGGAAAUUAACCAACCAAAAACAAUUACUAUAUUUGGUUUGAUUUUUCUUUUUACAUUAUAAUCUUUUUACAGUAUAACAACAACAACAACAACAACAAAAAAAACCAACGUCAGCUUCAACUUCUCCUCUCCAGUCCUCUCUAUCUUAUAUCUUUCUCUAUGUCUCUCUAAGUUUUUUUUUCUCCCCAUAGAAAAUAGAUAAACUGUACAUUUCUCUAUUUCAGGAUACCAUAUCAUCCAAGCUGCACAGACAAGAUGUUGAGCUUGCCUAAAACUUUCAUGACGCCUGAAUUUAAGUUACUCCAUUGAUUCUCACGUCUCUUGAGCAAUACUGCUAAAUGCAUAGUGUUGACUCCAACUUUAUUAUUAAUUUCGACCAUGACCACAAAGCCAUGCUGAGAAGGAAAAAAGGGUUGUUUUGAGGGUGUACACAGGACUGUGGGAUGGCAUUACUUUCUUAUUAUUAAACAAGUAUCUCCAACCUGUCCACUGAAAGCAGUUCCAGACUGCAGAGAACAAAGAAUUAACUAAUAGUAUAAUUAACUGAUCUUGCACAACUUUAAUUUAAUAAACUCCGUGCCCAAACUUCAUUGAUAACUGUUCCAGAUUAUUCCCAUCCAAUUUUAACUAUAGGUCUUAGGUUAUUUCAAAACAUCCAGCCCUAUUUGUAUUUUUUUCUUCAAAAGGGGAUAUUUUAAAUCUAAUUUUGAAGGUAUAGAGAGAGUGCCUGUCUCCCAAAUCCAAACUGGGAGCUGGUUCUACAGAGGAGGAGCCUAAAAACUCUAAUUUUGAAUAAAUGAAUGUAUCUGACUAGCAGCAUGUGUUCAUCAACAUAUAGCUAUCAUUACUUGGAAUCAUCUAUUAAACAUAUGCUUCAAUGUAAACUUUCUGUUGUUAGACAUAAGGGUGUGUUUGUGCUUGUUUCCUUUUUUUAAAAUAUCUUUUUCAUUUGUGUUUUGUUUCUCAUCUUUGCUGUUAAUCUUUUUGGUCAUUCAUUAAAUAAUGAACAUUUUAAAAGCACAAUUUUCCUCUACAGAUAUUUCGUCAUGUCCAACAACAACUCCUGAAAUAACACCAUCACCUACACCAACAUACACACCAAUGGACUUUGAUAUAGUCCUUGAAUUACACAUCCCAGCAUCCAGUGCGGCCCCAGAUUUCAGUGAUGUACUCAGACACAUUGUGAGAAAUGUCUCCCUAACCCAAAUCAUCAUUGACUCUUUAACACUGAAAAACCUGACCUUCACCACAUGGUGCUAUCCAAACUCCACUGGAGGACUGCAGUGUCAGUGUGAGGACCAGUUUGCUUGGUCAUGUGACAAGUGUGGAGUAUACGGUGCCUGUGGUGAUGUCAUCUCCCAAACAUGUGGCUGCAUAAAAGGACUUCCUUCUACUGGAGAGUUCUGUGAACCAAUCACAAACGUUUCUUCAUGUCCAACAACAACUCCUGAAAUAACACCAUCACCUACACCAACAUACAUGCCAGUGGAGUUUAAUAUAGACUUGAACUUGCUCUUCCCAAUAUCCAGUCUGCCCCCAAAUUUCAUUGAUCUGUUUAGAGACUAUGUGGGAAAUUUGACUUUCCCCCAAACAAUCAGUUGGUCUUUAAUACUGGAAGAAUUGAACUUCACCACAUGGUGCUAUCCAAACUCCACUGGAGGACUGCAGUGUCAAUGUGAGGACCAGUUUGCCUGGUCAUGUGACAAGUGUGGAGUAUACGGUGCAUGCAGCAAUGUCACCUCCCAAACUUGUGAAUGCAUCAAAGGGCUUCCUCCUGGUGGAGAGUUCUGUGAACCAAUUACAAAUAUUUCGUCAUGUCCAACAACAACUCCUGAAAUAACACCAUCACCUACACCAACAUACAAGCCAGUGGAGUUUAAUAUAGACUUGAACUUGCUCUUCCCAAUAUCCAGUCUGCCCCCAAAUUUCAUUGAUCUGUUUAGAGACUAUGUGGGAAAUUUGACUUUCCCCCAAACAAUCAGUUGGUCUUUAAUACUGGAAGAAUUGAACUUCACCACAUGGUGCUAUCCAAACUCCACUGGAGGACUGCAGUGUCAAUGUGAGGACCAGUUUGCCUGGUCAUGUGACAAUUGUGGAAUAUACGGUGCAUGCAGCAAUGUCACCUCCCAAACUUGUGAAUGCAUCAAAGGGCUUCCUUCUACUGGAGAGUUCUGUGAACCAAUCACAAACGUUUCUUCAUGUCCAACAACAACUCCUGAAAUAACACCAUCACCUACACCAACAUACAAUACUUUUUUAUCUCCAACAACAACUCCUGUCAUAACACCAUCAACACCAUCCUUUACUACAACAACAAAUGUCACCACACCAGUAACAACAAUACCUACUACAACAAAUGUCACAACAACUACAUCACCUACAACAACAAAUGCACCAGUGGUCUUCUAUAUAGCAGUUGAAAUGCACAUCCCAGCAGUCAGUGUGCCCCCAAAUAUCACUGUUGUACUCAGAGACAUUAUGAAAAAUGUCGUCUCCCCUCAAAUCGAGUCUUUAACAGUAAAAGACUUGAACUUCACCACAUGGUGCUCUCCAGUCUCUACGGGAGUGCAGUGUCAGUGUGAGGACCAGUUCGCUUGGUCAUGUAAGAAGUGUGAACAAUAUGGAGCAUGCAAUAAUGUCACCUCACAAACCUGUGGGUGCAUAAAUGGGCUUCCUCCUGGUGGAGAAUUAUGUCAACCAAUCUCAACUUUCACUCCAUGUAUAACAUCAGCUACAACUACAUUACUAUCAGUUACAACUACAACAAUGACGAUAACACCAACAAUGCCAAACACAACAACAACAAUGCCCUUUCUACCACCACCACUGACAAUCACAACAUCAACAACAACAACCACAGCAUCAUCAACAACAACAACCACCACAACAUCAACAACUGCACAGAUGAAGAAGACACUAGAAAUAACUAUGGAUGUUGAAUUCAAGGAAGAAUACAAUCAGGAAACCAAUGACUUUCACAUAACUGUUAGCAACACUAUCAGGGAUGAAGGACGGAAGCAAGGAAUAGAAGCAAAAUUAAUCAACUUCCGGAGUGGAAGUACCAUUGCCCAAUAUCAAGUCAGUGCUAACUCUUCUGUUACACCAGACUUUCAAGCACUAAAUUUAAAAAUAGCUGGCAAGCUGGCAGAAUCAUACCCUGUGGUAUUUGAGGCAUCGGGUCCCCUGACAUUUGUGCCAAAUGAUGGAUUUUAUGAGGAAACAGUGACUGUCACAUGUGGCCCUCCACCAGUGAAUCUCAAUUUUGGCACUGUCUCAGCAGCAGAGUGGAGACGUAAUACGGUGCUCAUAUCUGAAGAUGGAGAACACAGAAUUUCAAUUAAGGAUGGAAUAUCAACCUUAACUGUGUCAAGGUUUAUUAGCUCUGACAAUGGAGUUUAUGAAUGUCGGCUCAUUCGUACAAACGACAAAGCAUUUUUUCACCAGAAAUCUGCAACAUCCUUCAGUCUGAAAACAAAACCCACAAUCACAGUCUCACCAAUCAGACAGUAUGUGCAAUGUUCUGGAGGAAGUGUGGCUCUGAAGUGCAGUGUGAAUGAUGGGUAUGAGGUUGAGUUUCGGGGCUUUUUGCAAGCAGGCACUGGUACUUCAAUUACCUAUAAUUAUCCUACACCUCAAGGUUGUGAACAAGGGGAAAAGCCAAUCAUCUGUCAGUUAAAAAACCAACCGUUAUUUACAAAUGCAAUAACACUACAAUUAUCAUCACAGAACGCUGUCUGUAAAGAUGACAGAUUUGGCCAAGGAGAUGUAGGUUACAAAGCUGCAGUGCCCUGUUCAGAACCAAACAAGGUGGGAGAAAUAACUGCAGUCUGUAAGGAGAGUGGAAAUUUUGAAGACAUUCAAGACAACUGCAUCCUGUUGCCAGUUAAGGAGCUGCUUGACCAGUCUCAGUUCUUGACUGCCACUACCUUGCCAGCAUUUUUGGAACAGCUCAGCAAUGUCACUGUCAGUUUUACUGAAGAAGUGAUUACAUCUCCUCCCAACAUUAAAGCUAUUGUGAAAAUACUCACCAAUGUAGCCAACAAAACUUCAUCCUUCAAUGUCUCGAUUAGCAGAGAUUCAAUGGAGAAUGUCUUGAUAACAGCAGGGGUUCUCACCAUCAAUGGAACAAAGAAAGCAUGGAACACAUUGAACAAUAAUGACUCCACAAGCAUCUUAAACAAUACUGAUGCUGGAAGUGUCAGCUCGUCUUUAUUGGACUCCCUUGAAAAAAUAACAUCUCAUCUUGUCAAUACAACUUUUGACAUUAAGACAGAAUUUAUUCAGUUAAACAGAACUACAUUCACAGACACUUUCAAUGCUGAAUUUAAUUCUUCAGUGGUAAUAAAAAUACCAGAGUCUUAUGGAGAUAACAAAACAAUCACUAUGAUAGUAUUUAACUCGUUAGAUAAUGUACUACCUGCAAGAAAUGAGGCCAAUUCAUCGCUCAACUCCAUAAACGGCAGGGUUGUACUUGUUCAGUCCAGUGGCCAAAUCAAAAAUAUCUCUUUCACAUUUGCUAUUUUAAAUGAUACACUGCAAAAGCCUGAAUGUGUCUUCUGGAACUUCAGCCUCUUUGAUGGCCUGGGAGGAUGGGAUGGCAAGGGCUGCGAGUUAGUGUUAAACAUAAAUGAAACAGAAACUGUCACCUGCAACUGCAACCACCUGACCUCAUUCUCCAUCCUCAUGUCCCCGAACAGUCCGAAGAAACUCUAUUUGGACAUUAUAACCUACAUUGGAGUUGGCAUUUCAAUGGGAUCCUUGGUCAUAUGUCUCAUCAUUGAAGGCCUCAUUUGGAGAAAAAUAAGAAAGAAUGACACCUCUUACUUGCGUCAUGUUGCCAUUGUUAACAUCGCCGUUUCCCUCCUGAUUGCAAACAUUUGGUUUAUAAUUGGAGCGGCCAUUUCCGAUGCAGAAGUUAAAAACCCUCCAGCAUGCACUGCAGCUACCUUUUUUAUCCAUUUUUUCUACCUGGCCCUGUUCUUCUGGAUGCUGGCCUCAGCUAUGCUGCUGCUCUACCGUACAACAAAUGUUUUUGCUGGUGGUUUGUCUAAAGCAUCUAUGCUGGCCAUUGGAUUUUUUCUAGGCUACGGAGCUCCUCUCAUCAUUGCAACAGUAACUAUAGCUGCAACUGCACCUGACAACGGAUACAUCCGAGAAAAUAUCAUAUGUUGGCUCAACUGGGAUAAGUCCAAAGCUCUGCUGGCAUUUGUGAUUCCUGCACUAUCAAUAGUGGUGAUAAACCUCAUUAUCCUGGUUGUGGUUUUGUACAAAAUCAUAAGGAGAAGGGUUGGAACAACUGCUGCACAAGCAGAGGAAAGGCAUGUCUUAGUGGUUAUUGCCAAGAGCUUGGCUGUGCUCACACCAUUUUUUGGCAUAACUUGGGGUUUGGGAGCUGGAAUUCUGGCUGAUCCAAGAAAUGAAGGAAUCCAUAUUGCAUUUGCAUUCUUCAAUUCGCUACAGGGUUUCUUUAUUCUGGUAUUUGGAACACUGCUGGACGGUAAGGUGCGGUCAGCAAUAGCAUCAUGGUCACAACCCUCCAGAAGUAGGACAGGGAGCACAAGUGCUGGAAACUCAACAUCAAGUGGACUUCGAGUUUUAAGGAACUGGAGACGUGGGAGAGAUGGCUACAACAUGACAUCCAGUGCAUCCAGUGAUUUGCAUUCAGUUAGCAACACAUAAUGUAUGCAGACAACUGUGGUUAUUCAGAUAACCAACAAGAAGUCACCUCACUAACAGGUGCCAUGUUGAAGAGAAAAAUAAUGUUAUUUGCUUCACUUGUCUGUCAUUUUCUACAUGUAUUCAUCAUAAGCUAAUUUUAAAUACCAAACAACAUUUGUUAAAGAAAGUUUUGGUGUUAAUCACUUUAUAAGCUUGGCUACUACUUAGUUGUAGAAGAAAAUCCAUCUCUAAAUCUUGCGGUUUUAUUUCGUCUGAAUAUAUUAUAGCACACAAUCCCAAAUUUAUUCUAAUGAAAAUAAUUCAUUUAGCUUUAAUAAUAUCAUUAAUUCUUACCUAUUGCUGGUAUUUUUAGUCUGUAUAUGUUGUGCUGUAUAAUAAUAAUUUCUUAAUAAUUUCCAUACAUGUUAAUUUUACCCAUACUUUUUUUCUUUGUUGACCACAUUAUAGUUAUACUAACUAGUACCUUUAUAUUAUAGUCACUCUUUACUGGCUACUCAAAAAUAAACCAAAUAUGCUUUUAUCUUUUUUUUGCACACUUAUCGUUGUAUAUUCUUGCAUAAUUUUGACAUGCCUUUAUUUUGAUCCUGUUUAAUAAUGUAUACAACUACAAUUUGCUUUCUAUUACUAAUUAUGUCCUGAAUUUGUUACAUUCAGAAUUAUGAUUAAAAUAUUUAAAAAACU
This is a messenger RNA of Oreochromis niloticus (Nile tilapia), 6398 nucleotides long. Its product is annotated as adhesion G protein-coupled receptor F5-like. The transcript is spliced from 33 exons. NCBI's taxonomy places the organism in Eukaryota, Metazoa, Chordata, Actinopteri, Cichliformes, Cichlidae. Gene Ontology annotation, cellular component: membrane. Gene Ontology annotation, biological process: adenylate cyclase-activating G protein-coupled receptor signaling pathway; cell surface receptor signaling pathway. The record is from RefSeq and is a predicted model, not a curated record. Gene Ontology annotation, molecular function: G protein-coupled receptor activity. The coding region runs from base 1041 to 5717 and encodes 1558 amino acids.